ACGAGCCUAGAAAUCUGGCAAACAGAAAGCUUUUCUUCCUCUCUACUUUGUAACGGCCAGAUUCAUUCUGGGUUGUUGAGACGUUUUCUUGUUGAGCGCACUCGUGACUGCAUGCGCUGAUCUACACUGCCUUAUCUGGUAGCUACUGACUGAUUGUAGAUCUGCAUAAGUGCUGCAGUCAGUCUAUCUGGACUUAUUCAGUUAUUGGCAGCUCUACCUAGUGGUAGGUCUACACGUUACUUUCCAGGCCGAGGACACUGCCGCUACACGCUGUAGCCCCCUCAGUCUCACUUCUACGGCUUCGGUUCUGCUCGCGCCAGCUCAAGUGUUGCACUCGAUUCGACCACUUUCGCACAGCCCGACAAGCAGCUGAUCCCGUCGCCGUCACUGGUCAGCUGAGGGCGGCUUAUCGUCUCGAGUGGUUGCAACAACUUACUUACUUCCACCUUUUUGAAUAGAGCCACAUACGCCAACGGCCGACAGUCGAAGAAAAUAUCGAGAAAGAACGCCAUGGAACAACAACUAGAGUUCUCCGAGUUCGCGUGGAUGGAGCAUCUUGAGGAUUUCGACCGCGAGGUGGAGAGGCAGUUGCAAGAAGAAGACACGAUUUCCCUGGAAUGGCACAGCAUGAUGGACGAGGAGGAGGCCUACUUUGACCAAAUGCGGGAGGACGAACUGUCAUCGUCGAAUGACUCACUUUCGGACCUGAACCCACUGGCUGAUCCGUUCGUGCCCACUGUUCUGGAGCAAGUUGCUCUGUAGGUGUACUGCAUGGUGACCGGACUGAGCAGUAAGAAGUAUUCCGGUGCAGCAGUUGCAGUUAGUAAGCAAACAUUGUUUUCGGCAAGUUUUAUUAGCAAUCGUCCCCAUAUGAAGAUUUUUUUUUGAGCACUGAGCAGGCUUCCUUGCCCGACCUCGUGAACCCGAAGUAUUCCUGAGCCUGGCAGUAUAACCCAUUUGUUUUCUUGUUUGUGUUUGUUGAACCAACCAAUUGCCAUUUGACUCCUUUGAAGAAACCAUUGAACAGAAAAUUACCUAGAUAACACGUGAUGAUUUUUGAUUUUGUCAGCGACGAGUGACAACCUCUCUCCAACUAGUUUGACUGUCAGAAUAUAGUCUUGAUUCCGAUUUUUUUUUUGAUAUAUCACCCAUAUCUCCUACUUGGCUUGACAGAGCUGACAAGACAGUUAUAUUCUCGAUGCGCACACGUUAUUACACAUGCGCUCGGUUAGAAUUGUUAGCCGCUUGGCUGAUCGAGCAUGCUCUCUUGCCCAUUUCUUUCACAUCUCUAUUCCCCUCUAUCUUUCUGAGACUAUCUUCUGCUCAGUAGCUUGUGAGGCUGUUUGUCAGUCAAGUCGCUGUCGUUUCAAAAGCUCUUGGCACAAAAAGUACAUUUUGCUGCAUUUGCACAUUCUGUUUACUACCGUAGUACAGACUCUGGUUCAGUUUCAUGGCUCUGUUUAUUACUUGUACUCCGGCUGCCUUGCUCUGAAGAUAGUUUGAAAUACCAAAAUCAAUGUGAAUCAA
Molecule: messenger RNA, 1527 nt
Organism: Sycon ciliatum
Lineage: Eukaryota; Metazoa; Porifera; Calcarea; Leucosolenida; Sycettidae
Product: polyadenylate-binding protein-interacting protein 2B-like
Exons: 2
Coding region: 511-762 (83 amino acids)
Source: RefSeq, a predicted model, not a curated record